GAGCAACAAUGAUCUCUAAAAAGUCCUGACGGGGAAGAGAAUAAGUAGAGGGAGAGCAGAAAAGAAGGAGAUUAUUGAAAGAGGACUGAGAGGGUGAAAGAAGAGGCAUUUGGCAGUGGAGUGGACUGUGGAGAACACUUCCCAUUGGAGCCCUGCUGCUUAGGACCUUGAAGCUUACAGGUGAAUUCCCGAAGAUCCCUCAGGAGAUAAAGGCAUUUCUCAUGACCAUCACACCUUCUGAAGAAAAGUCUCCCUGUGUCACAGAAAAGGGGACACGUCAGUGCUUCUACACCUGCAUUGCUUGCUUUUUGGGGUUUUAGGACAGGUUUCUGUACAGCACUUUGAGAUAUCAGCUGAUAAACCGGUUGGAUAUUUCCGUUGAGAAUCUGAUAAGAAUCCCGGAGCGCGCAGGAAUAACAGAGGACUAAUGGCCACGUCUGAACCGACAGCCACUGGCGGGGACCAGGACCCCAACUCAGCCAAUUUACGACCUUCGUCUACAAACUAUGACGCGUGGAUGCAAGGCUGCACGCGGAAACUGGGUUUGAAGAUCUGUGGGUUCCUGCAAAAGAACAACAGUCUCGGGGAGGAAGGCCGGCUCGCAGGCUCACUCUCAGAACGCCAGAAGAACCUGUAUUCCUGUGACAACAGCGACCGGGAUGCCCGUUUCCGUCGCACUGAGACCGAUUUUUCCAACAUGUUCGCGAGAGACUUACUUCCCGCCAAAAACGGAGAAGAGGCGACUAUGCAGUUCUUGUUGGAACUUGUGGGCAUCCUCACCAACUACGUCAGGAAGACGUUUGACCGUUCCACCAAGGUUCUGGACUUCCACCACCCUCACCAGCUGCUCGAGGGCAUGGAAGGAUUCAACCUCGAGCUCUCUGACCAGCCAGAGUCCCUCGAGCAGAUCCUCGUGGACUGCAGGGACACGCUCAAGUACGGCGUGCGAACAGGUCAUCCACGGUUCUUCAACCAGCUGUCUACGGGGCUGGACAUCAUUGGGCUGGCUGGGGAGUGGCUCACCUCCACAGCCAACACCAACAUGUUCACCUAUGAGAUCGCUCCAGUGUUUGUCCUGAUGGAGCAGCUGACGUUGAAGAAGAUGAGAGAGAUGAUUGGCUGGCCCUCGGGAGAGGGGGACGGCAUAUUCUCACCAGGGGGCGCCAUCUCUAACAUGUACAGUGUGAUGAUUGCUCGCUACAAGUACUUCCCAGAGGUCAAGACCAAGGGCAUGGCUGCCGCUCCCCGCCUGGUGCUCUUCACAUCAGAACAUAGCCACUACUCUAUCAAGAAGGCCGGGGCAGCUCUGGGCUUUGGUUCUGAGAACGUGGUCCUGUUGAGCACAGAUGAGAGGGGGAGAGUUAUUCCUGCUGAUCUAGAAGCUAAGAUCCUUGAUGUCAAGCAGAAGGGUUACCAUCCUCUGUUUGUGAAUGCUACAGCUGGUUCUACAGUCUACGGAGCAUUUGACCCCAUCAAUGAGAUCGCUGACAUCUGUGAAAAAUACGACAUGUGGCUCCACGUAGACGGUGCAUGGGGAGGUGGUCUUCUGAUGUCCAGGAAGCAUCGCCAUAAGUUCAGCGGAGUAGAGAGGGCUAACUCUGUCACAUGGAAUCCUCACAAGAUGAUGGGAGUGCCUCUACAGUGCUCCGCCAUCCUAGUCAGAGAAAAGGGUAUUCUGGCAGGCUGUAACUCGAUGUGUGCUGGGUACCUGUUCCAGCCCGAUAAACAGUAUGAUGUCAGCUAUGACACGGGAGACAAGGCCAUCCAGUGUGGCCGACACGUUGACAUCUUCAAGUUCUGGCUCAUGUGGAAGGCCAAGGGCACUAUAGGGUUUGAGCAGCACAUUGACAAGUGUCUGGACCUGUCUCAGUACCUCUACGACAAGAUCAGAAACAGACAGGGAUACGAGAUGGUGUUCCAGGGAGUGCCCCAGCACACCAACGUGUGUUUCUGGUACAUCCCACCCAGUCUGAGAGGCUUGGAACACAACAGUGUGGAGUAUCGAGAAAAACUUCACAAGGUGGCGCCCAAGAUCAAGGCAAUGAUGAUGGAGUCAGGGACGACCAUGGUGGGCUACCAGCCUCAGGGCCAGAAGGUCAAUUUCUUCCGCAUGGUCGUCUCCAACCCCGCAGCCCUCCAGUCAGACAUCGACUUCCUCAUUGACGAAAUCGAGAGGCUGGGGCAUGACCUGUAAACAGUGCCACCCCAGUGGGCAGAGGCCAAAAUGGUCGUUUUCCAUGUUUUACCUGUGACCAGAAGAAUCGGCUCUGAGAUUUUAAAAAAUGAUAAUAAUUUUUAGAUGCUCUUGAUUUGUCCUAAACAAUUCUCUCCAUAGGUAGAAUGUGUAAACCAGAGCCUUCAAUAUGGUGGGUACACACUGCGAUACUACAUUUUUACUAACGUGUGUAGAGUCCUGUGUUGUGUGUUUGUGUUCUAGUCCCUCAGUCAUCCAGUAGUCAUCUGUCUAUCUGUGUUGUACAGAAGAUUCAUAAGAGGAACCAUGGUAACGUAACACAGGGAAACUAUCUACAUCAGUGUGUGUGUGUGUGUGUGUGUGUGUGUGUGUGUGUGUGUGUGUGUGUGUGUGUGUGUGUGUGUGUGUGUGUGUGUGUGUGUGUGUGUGUGUGUGUGUGUGUGUAUAAAUACAAAGAAAUGCUUGAGAGCACAAAUAGUAUAGUGUACACAUGUUGCCCCCAGAACAGCCUCAAUUCGUCGGGGAAUGGACUCCCCAAGGUGUCAAAUGUUCCACAGGGAUGCUGACCCAUGUUGACCAAUGCUUCCCACAGUUGUCAAGUUGGCUGGAUGUCCUUUGGGUGGUGGACCAUUCUUGAUACACACAAGAAACUAUUGAGUGUGAAAAACCCAGCAGCUUUGCAGUUCUUGACACAAACAGGUGUGCCUAGCACCUACUACCAUACCCUGUUCAAAGGCACCUACAUCUUUAGUCUUACCCAUUCACCCUCUGAAUGGCACACAUACGCAAUCCAUGUCUCAAUUGUCUCAAGGCUUAAAAAUCCUUAUUUAACUUGUCUCCUCCUCUUCAUCUACACUGAUAGAAGUGAAUUUAACAAGUGACGUCAAUAAGGGAUCAUAGCUUCACCUGGAUUCAGCUGGUCAGUCUAUUUAAUGGAAAGAGCAGGUGUUCUUAAUGUUUUGUACACUCAGUGUAUUGUGAUAUUGUGAUAUAUGAGAUACUUAAUUUGAGCUCAGUGUAUAUAUAGGAUCAUUCUAGAGCCAGAUGUACCAACUCAAAGUGUUAAACCUUGAACUCCAGUGUGUGUUUUGUGGAGGUGUGUGUGUGUGUGUGUGUAACAGUGUGUGUACCCUGUGCUGUAACCUAAUGCUGUAUCGAUCUUUGAGCUAUGACCUUAGUGUUAACUGUCAGAUGACGUUGCCCCUGUAUACUGAUCUAGGGUCACUGUUAUGUUUUUCUCCCUUAUGGUUAAUAUUAGGGUUUGGGGGGAGGGUGAGCUUAUCCUAGAUCUUUGUCUAAAAGCGACUUCUACUUGCAGCGUGUAGAAAACGAUCUCCUUGCGUGUGUUAAACAAGCAUACAGUAUGGGUCAGUGCUAUCCGGGUUCAUUGGGACGUCCCUACCCUAAACCCUAACCCCGUACCCUAACCUUAACCAUAACCCUUACCCAAUCCUAAACCUUUACUUAACCAUUUCAAAGUUCUACUUCAAUGGGGUAAGGACGUUCCAAGUAUCCCGGAUAGCAAUGACCAAACAGUAUGUGACCAUUUUUGAAAAUGUUUAAAUAUUAACACGAUAAUGAUAUAUAUAAAUAUGCUUAAUUUAUAGCAUUACGAGUGUUUUAAAAGUCAGGUAUUUUCUUCCAUUUGUAUGAGUAUCGUUGAUUGAUAUUCUAUAGCCUCUAUGUAAUCUGUAGAUUCUAAUAAUAAUUCAUCAAUUAUAUUAUAGUGAAUUUGUGAGCCAAAGAAAGUGAAUAUUUUGCAGUGAUCAGAUUGUCUGUAUGAUACGUAACUAUUGUGAGAUUAUAAAGAAAUAGAUAUUCUCUGACAGGAAUAUAAUUACAUGAAUGUAAUAUACUAACUUAUACUGUCUGUAUUAUAUACCUUCAGCGUUUUGGGAACUCAUUGGUAAAUCAAAGAGCUUCAGUUCGUGUCUUUGCACACUACUAUCCUUUUUUAUUUAUUUCAUUUCAAAUGGAUGUGUAUUGCAGUAAGUUAAGAAUUAUGGCAUUAUAAAUAUAUCUUUAUGGUAUCUUUUUAUGGGACCAGCUAAGUAAACUGUGCAAUGACCUAAAUCAUGUGACCAAUUUGGAUGUGUAUGAAGCCCUAGUGGGAGGUUUGUCCUUAGGAAGGUACAGGAGGCACUUUAACUCACAAUCAUGCAAUGUUGCAGCUACAAUAAAGUCUGUCUGUUGUUUCAACUGUU
This is a messenger RNA of Oncorhynchus keta (chum salmon), 4398 nucleotides long. RefSeq names its product glutamate decarboxylase 1b (gene gad1b). The transcript has 18 exons. Gene Ontology annotation, cellular component: presynaptic active zone; cytoplasm. The record is from RefSeq and is a predicted model, not a curated record. NCBI's taxonomy places the organism in Eukaryota, Metazoa, Chordata, Actinopteri, Salmoniformes, Salmonidae. Bases 428 to 2194 code for a protein of 588 amino acids. Gene Ontology annotation, biological process: GABA biosynthetic process. Gene Ontology annotation, molecular function: pyridoxal phosphate binding; glutamate decarboxylase activity.